CCCACCAGGUGAUCUCGGAGGCGCGGGGUCCCUGCUACCGGGUGCUGCGGGAGGGACGCUGCGCCCUCCCCACCCUGCGCAACAUCACCCGCCAGAUCUGCUGCUGCAGCCGCGUCGGCAAGGCCUGGGGGGGGGGCCUGUCUCCGCUGCCCCCCCUUUGGCUCCGAGGGGUUCAAGGAGAUCUGCCCGGCCGGCCCCGGUUACCAUUAUUCCGCCUCCGACCUCCGCUACGACACCCGGUACCUGGGGCAGGAUCUGGCCCGCGUCCCCCUGGGGCCGCCCCCCGCGCCGCCACCGCCGCCCCCCCCUCGGCCACCCGUGAGCACCCACCUCUCUCCCGCUGGCAGGAGGAACGGCGGCCAGGCCCCCCCCCCAGCACCCGGCUGCCACCCGUCCCCACCAGGCCACCGCUGGCCCCCCAGAGGCCCCCCCCACUGGCCCCCCAGAGGCCCCCCCCGGCCCCCGAGGUCAUCGUGGUGCCGCGACCCACCGUGGGGCUGCUGGGACCCCUCCCCACACGCCAAGGGCCGGGGACAGGGCCCGGCGGAGGCGUGUGCGAGCGGAACCCGCAGGUGUGCGGCCCCGGGCGCUGCGUGCCCCGCCAGGGCGGCUACACCUGCCUCUGCCACCCCGGCUUCUGGCUCAGCACCCAGGGCACCCACUGCAUCGACGUGGACGAGUGUCGGCGCAGCCCCCGGCCCUGCCCCAACGGGCGCUGCGAGAACUCGGUGGGGAGCUACCGCUGCCUCUGCUCCCCCGGCUACCGCCCCGGCGCCGCCGGCACCGACUGCCAAGAUGUGGACGAGUGCGCCCAGAGCCCCCCGCCCUGCGCCCAUGGGCGUUGCGAGAACUUGCCAGGUGGCUACCGCUGCGCCUGCCCCGCUGGCUACCGGGGGAUGGCGCCGGAGGAACCCUGUGAGGACAUCGACGAGUGUGAGAACCACUUGGCUUGUCCCGGCCAAGAGUGCGUCAACACCCCGGGCUCCUUCCAGUGCCAACCCUGCCGCGAGGGCUUCCAGCUGCACCGCGGCCGCUGCGCAGACGUGGACGAGUGCGCGGUGGGCUCCCCCUGCGGCCCCCAAGGCCGUUGCGUCAACACCGAGGGCUCCUUCCGUUGCGAGUGCCAGCACGGUUACCGGGCGGGCGCCGGCGGCGCGCCGUGCGCCGACGUCAACGAGUGCCUGGAGGGCGACUUCUGCUUCCCCCACGGCGAGUGCCUCAACACCGAGGGUUCCUACACCUGCCUCUGCGCCCAGGGCUACGCCAGCACCCCCCAGGGCACCGCCUGCGCCGACGUGGACGAGUGCCAGCGCGGGGGGGUCUGCGAGGGCGGCCGCUGCACCAACACCGACGGCUCCUUCGAGUGCCAGUGCCCGGCGGGUUUCCGCACCGACGCCGACAAGGCCCUGUGCCAGGACGUGGACGAGUGCCAGGAGUACGGCGCCAGCCUCUGCGGCGCCCAACGCUGCGAAAACAUCCCCGGCUCCUACCGUUGCGUCACCGACUGCCAGCCCGGCUACCGGGCCGGGGACGGCGGGGACUGCGUCGACGUGGACGAGUGCCAGGAGUACGGCGCCAGCCUCUGCGGUGCCCAGCGCUGUGACAACGUCCCCGGCUCCUACCGUUGCGUCACCGACUGCCAGCCCGGCUACCGGGCCGGGGACGGCGGGGACUGCGUCGACGUGGACGAAUGCGCCAACAAGACCUUGUGUGGGGCUCACGCCACCUGCCACAACCUCCCCGGCUCCUUCCAGUGCGCCUGCGACCCGGGCUACGAAACCGCCCGCCGUGGCCACCACUGCGUGGAUGUGGACGAAUGCGAGACCCUCCGUGGGGUGUGUGGGGCCGAACGCUGCGAGAACGUCGAAGGCUCCUUCCUCUGCCUCUGCCCCGACAGCCGGCAGGAGUUCGACCCCGUGACGGGGCGCUGUGGGCCUCCCCCCCGGCCCCCCAAAACCCCCUCCAGCCCCACGGCGCCGCCGCCGCCGCCGCCGCCGCCGCCUCCUGCUUCACAAGCUUGCGGGGUGCUGGCACCCAACGUCACCCAGCAGCAAUGCUGCUGCAGCCUGGGCUGGGCCUGGGGCACCCAGUGCCCCGCGCCCCCCUGCCCGCCCCCCGGCACUGCCCAGCACCUGGCCAUCUGCCCCCACGGGCCGGGCCGGGCGGCCGACGGUCCCCAGGGCACCCCGGCAGACGUGGACGAGUGCGGGCUCUUCGCCCCCCAGCUCUGCCGGGGGGGGGUUUGUCUCAACGCCGCCCCCGGCUUCAGCUGCUACUGCCCCAGCGGCUACUACUACGAGCAGGAGCAUCUGCAGUGCGUGGACAACGACGAGUGCGGGGCGGCGGAGGCCGAGCCCUGCCUGGGGGGCCGCUGCGUCAACACGGUGGGCUCUUACUAUUGCUCCUGCCCCCCCCCGCUGGUCCUGGACGCCUCCCAGCGCCGCUGCGUGGCCAACGACACCCUCCUGGAGGCGGCGCAGGCGGUGUGCUGGCAGGAGGUGGGGGUAGACCUGGUGUGCGGCAGACCCCGGCUGCAGGGACAGGUCACCUACACCGAGUGCUGCUGCCUCUACGGGCAGGCCUGGGGCAUGGACUGCGCCCUCUGCCCCGCCCGCCACUCAGACGACUUCGAGCUCCUCUGCAACGUGCUGCGCCCCCCAGCUAUGGCCCCCCCCGCGCCCCCCGCCUACGAAUACGCCCCCGACUUCGCCCCCCCUUACGGCCUCCCUUACGGCCCCGGCUUUUUCGGGGGCCCCCCCUUGGGCCCCCCCCCGGGCCUGCGCUCCGACUACGACCCCUACGGCUUCGGGGGGGGGGCGGCGGCGGGGGAUACGGCCCCCCCCGGGGGGGGGGACCCCUUUACGCCCCCCCCGUGGGCUACGAGGGGGAGGAUUUUGAGGACCCCCGACGCCCCUUCGCCCACACGGCCCCGGGGGCCCCGUUAUGAGCCCCCCCCCGGCCCCCCCUGGCCAUACCAGCCCCACGGCACCGGGGGGGACGGCCAGGAGGAGGAGGAGAGGAAGAGG
This is a messenger RNA of Chroicocephalus ridibundus (black-headed gull), 3026 nucleotides long. Its product is annotated as latent-transforming growth factor beta-binding protein 4-like. Gene Ontology annotation, molecular function: transforming growth factor beta binding; calcium ion binding. The record is from RefSeq and is a predicted model, not a curated record. NCBI's taxonomy places the organism in Eukaryota, Metazoa, Chordata, Aves, Charadriiformes, Laridae.